CACUAUAAUAGUCGGUUGUCUUUUGUUUUCGUCGUAGUUUAAGUUCUAAAGAAUAUUAUUAUUUUUUUACCGUGUGUGUUUGUCUGGCUUAAUAAUGAAUAGGCGCUUUUCAAACAUUCAUUUUUAAUAAUACAAAUAAUAUCUCAUCAAAUUUGUGACUGUGAAAUCAAAAAGUAAUGUUUUUCUUGGUUUCAUUCAUGUGCUUUGCACAGUACUCGGCGAGAUUGCAGUAGACAUAUUAUAUGACUGGAUUAACUACCACGAGAAAACUUACACCUCAAAACACAAUCAUCGGUCUAUAGGAUACCGGAAUACAGGUGUCGUAUAAAUUCCAAGAUUGAGUGAUCGAGUUCUCUUUUCUAAGUUCCAACUGCGUAUAAUACAGAUAACUGUCUACCGAUAAGGCUAACUUCAAUUUCCGCCUUGUCAAAUUAGUCUCGAUGAUUGCACUUUUAUAUUAAUGAUUUUUGAUAAUAGCUAAUAAAUAAUGCUAUGUUUUAGAAAUGCACAAGUGUAUAGUGUGCGGCAAUAAAUCUAAGUACACAAAGGUCAAUCGUGCAGGAGUUAUUUAUCAUGGAUUUCCAAAGAAUGCAUACAUGAGGAAAAAAUGGUUUAAAGUUUUUGGGAUUGAUCGUUGUCAUGAUUGGCAACAUAUAUGUAGUGAUCAUUUUUUAGAAGAAAACUAUAAGCCAGGAAAAAAGCGAUUUUUAUUUUCAAAUGCUAUUCCUCUACCCAAAUGGUUUUCCUUCUAAUUAUGCUAUUCAAAGUGAUGGUGUUGAAACUGGAAAUAAUGUAAUUUUACCAACGGAACAAAAUAUUAAACGAAAUUUGGCUUAUGAUGAAAGUGAUUGCAUAGAAUCUGAAUUUUGCAGAGAGGAACAAACUGGAAAUUCUGUUGUUAAUAAUUUUAAACCAAGACAGUCAUCUACACUUACUGGAAACAAUGAGGAUAUGAGUAAUACAAAUAUGCUGGAACAUACAUUAGGAUAUGGAUUACGAUGUUCCGUUAAAAAUUGCUUUAACUGGCAUUCAAAGAAUCUUAGUUUCUUUGGCUAUCCUAAGGAUUUCACGUUGAGAAAAAUGCGGAAUAAAAAAAGAUCCUGCUGAAAUAUUCAAGAGUACUACAAACAGUACUCACUUUGAACUAGACUGUUUCACGAAUACUGAAUUGAAGAACAGAUUAAAACCAGGCUCUAUUCCAUCAUUAUUUUUAGAUAAUGAUAUAAUUAGUUUUUGGAUUCUGCAGAGGGGAUGAAUAUUUUGGUCUUACAAAGAUAUGGAAUUUUUAUACUUGUGUAAAAGAAAAUUAUAUCAAAUUUAUUACCCACCUAAGUUGGCCUCUUACCAAGAUUUAAAUACAAGUACAAUUUUUUUAAAG
Acyrthosiphon pisum (pea aphid) is the source of this 1378-nucleotide messenger RNA. RefSeq lists its product as uncharacterized. Bases 718 to 1107 code for a protein of 129 amino acids. NCBI's taxonomy places the organism in Eukaryota, Metazoa, Arthropoda, Insecta, Hemiptera, Aphididae. The transcript is spliced from 7 exons. The record is from RefSeq and is a predicted model, not a curated record.